Molecule: messenger RNA, 604 nt
Organism: Penaeus chinensis
Lineage: Eukaryota; Metazoa; Arthropoda; Malacostraca; Decapoda; Penaeidae
Product: HIG1 domain family member 2A, mitochondrial-like
Exons: 3
Coding region: 27-350 (107 amino acids)
Biological process (GO): mitochondrial respirasome assembly
Cellular component (GO): mitochondrion
Source: RefSeq, a predicted model, not a curated record
CCUCUAAGCGCAGCGUCAGGUAUAGAAUGACAGACAAUAUGACUAGUCAAUCAACGGGAGUCAAGGAGGAAUUCACAGAAUUAGACUGGAUUACGCUGAAAAGUGACAUCGGCUCGGAACAGAAUUUAUACCAGGAGACUGCUGGCGAGAAGUUUCAGAGGAAGUUCAAGGAAAAUCCUCUUGUUCCCAUUGGAUGUGGACUGACUGCUGGUGCACUCUGCUAUGGACUCAUGAGUUUCAGUCGUGGCAAUAGGAAAACGUCACAAAAUAUGAUGAGGUUGCGUGUAGCAGCUCAGGGCUUCACAAUAGCUGCUUUGAUGAUAGGCAUUGUGAAGACAUCCCUUAAGUGAACAUUGUCUUCAAGGGGGGUGUUAGGAUUUUCUCUUUAUUUCCUUUUCUUUUUUUUAUUCAUUGGUUUUAUUUAUUAUUGUUUUUUUCUUAGUCUGAAGAUGGGGAAGUAUAACUAAACCUGUCUUUCUUUGACAUUUCUGCGCAAUAUGAAGUCUAUUUAAAGAAUUAUAUGUAAAUAUACUUUGGAAAGAUAGGAUAUUAUUCUAUUUAAUUUUUGUAAAAUUGCUUAGAAUAUAGAAUAAUUAAAUACGAA